Rhincodon typus (whale shark) is the source of this 1016-nucleotide messenger RNA. Its product is annotated as gap junction beta-7 protein-like. The record is from RefSeq and is a predicted model, not a curated record. Gene Ontology annotation, cellular component: connexin complex. Gene Ontology annotation, biological process: cell communication. The transcript has a single exon. The coding region runs from base 7 to 765 and encodes 252 amino acids. Lineage: Eukaryota; Metazoa; Chordata; Chondrichthyes; Orectolobiformes; Rhincodontidae.
GGAGCCAUGAGCUGGAGUUUACUCCGUGAUGUUUUGAGUGGAGUGAAUAAAUACUCCACUGUUGUGGGGAGAAUCUGGUUGAGUAUUAUGUUCAUAUUCCGAGUCCUUAUCUAUGUGGUGGCUGCAGAACGUGUCUGGAAUGAUGAACAGAAGGAGUUUACCUGCAACUCAAGGCAAGUUGGUUGUGAAAAUGUAUGUUUCGACUACUUCUUUCCAGUGUCGCACUCAAGACUUUGGGCACUGCAACUUAUCUUGGUUUCUACCCCUUCUCUUCUGGUUGUCAUGCAUGUAGGUUACAGGGAACACCGAGAGAAGAAGUACAAAAAAAAGCUGUACAAAGACAAAGGGAACAUAGAUGGAGGUCUGUGGUGGACCUAUUUCUUUAGCCUAGUGUUCAAAACAGGAGUUGAGUUCAGUUUCCUGUUUGUGCUGGCAUGGAUGUACGAUGGGUUCAUUAUUCCUCACCUUUUGAAGUGUGAGAUCAAACCUUGCCCUAAUGUGGUGGAUUGUUUUGUUAGUCGGCCAACAGAAAAGACCAUCUUCCUCUACUGCAUGGUUGCCUCCUCGGUUCUGUGCAUACUGCUAAACAUCUGUGAGAUGAGUUACCUAAUCAUAAAACACUGCAGAGAUAUGUGUGAAAAGAGAUCUGUCAAGCAGGAAAAACGAUUGAAAUGUGGAUGCAGUCCUUUAGAAAUGAAUCAGCCUCAACGAAAAGGACUUAAAAAUGGCACUUUGAGGUCUUCUGUAAGUAUAUGCACGUUGUAAAAUCAGAGCAACAGCAAUACAAUCUUUGAUAUUACUAAUGAAAGCUGAUUUUAGAACAGAGACUUCGGUGGACAGUUACCUGCUAUUUAAAGAAGUAAACAAAACAUGAAUUAUUGCAUUAAUAAACACAGAGAAUGCCAGAGAAACUCAGCAGGUCUGGCAGCAUCUGUGGAGAGAGAAACAGAGUUAACGUUUCAAAUCUAAAAACACUUUCCCAAACUUUCACAGUCAUGUUGGACUUGAAGCGUUAA